AUGAUAGUAAAGAACAAACUAGUAACAAAAAGAGCUAAGAGGGGUUAUAAAGCAACGACGGCAAGCAAUUGGGUGAAAGUCAAACCCCUGCGCGCAAAGAGCGCUGCGCAGAUCAAAACCCGCCGAGCACCUAACGCGGACUGCAACGGGCGGUGA
Microbotryum saponariae is the source of this 156-nucleotide messenger RNA. The record is from the annotation of a GenBank genome assembly. Lineage: Eukaryota; Fungi; Basidiomycota; Microbotryomycetes; Microbotryales; Microbotryaceae.